Messenger RNA from Carya illinoinensis, 2484 nucleotides. RefSeq names its product serine/threonine-protein kinase Nek2. Gene Ontology annotation, molecular function: protein kinase activity; ATP binding. The coding region runs from base 378 to 2216 and encodes 612 amino acids. The transcript is spliced from 16 exons. Gene Ontology annotation, biological process: protein phosphorylation. The record is from RefSeq and is a predicted model, not a curated record. Lineage: Eukaryota; Viridiplantae; Streptophyta; Magnoliopsida; Fagales; Juglandaceae.
UAGAGUAGUAGCAGCAUCACUUUUGCUUUAUUUCCAAUUCAUAUUUCUUUUGCUUCACUCUCUGUCUCUGUCUCUCUUUUUUUUUUUUAAGCUUUUGCUUCUCUUUCUCUAAUAAAAUAAUGAAAAUAGUUCAAAAACAAGUAGGUGAAGAGCUCUCCAGUUCCACUUUUUGGUCUUUCAAGUAUCUCUGCAAAUUCAAAUGCCACUGAUUGCGUUCCCAUCUUCUCUCAGCCAAGAACUUUGGGCAUUGUUGCGCCAUAGCAUCUUAACCUUUCAGGUUACUUAGUGCUUCUGCUCCCAGUUUCUUAGAGAACUUAUGCUUCAAAAAGACUGAAAGCUCUUUGAGACUAGAAGUAGGGGGAGUGAUAACACGCAGAAUGGAGCAGUAUGAAAUUCUAGAGCAGAUUGGAAAAGGUUCUUUUGGUUCAGCUCUUCUUGUGAGGCAUAAACACGAGAAAAAGAAGUAUGUUCUUAAAAAGAUUCGUCUUGCUCGCCAGACUGAUAGAAUUCGCAGAUCUGCCCACCAGGAGAUGGAGCUUAUAUCUAAAGUACGGAAUCCAUUUAUUGUGGAGUACAAAGAUUCCUGGGUGGAAAAGGGUUGCUUUGUUUGCAUUGUCAUUGGAUAUUGUGAAGGAGGAGACAUGGCAGAAGCUAUUAAAAGGGCCAAUGGUGUUCACUUUCCUGAAGAGAAGCUUUGUAAAUGGCUAGUUCAACUCCUAAUGGCACUCGAUUACUUGCACGUCAAUCACAUUCUUCAUCGGGAUGUCAAGUGCUCAAAUAUAUUUCUGACCAAAGAUCAAGACACUCGUCUAGGUGAUUUUGGUCUUGCUAAGAUGUUGACUUCCGAUGAUCUUACUUCCUCGGUUGUGGGAACUCCAAGUUACAUGUGUCCUGAGCUUCUUGCGGAUAUACCUUAUGGUUCCAAAUCAGACAUAUGGUCUUUGGGAUGCUGUAUAUAUGAAAUGACUGCUUACAAGCCUGCAUUUAAAGCCUUUGACAUGCAAGCUCUUAUUAACAAAAUAAAUAAGUCUAUUGUGGCCCCCCUACCGACCAUGUACUCUGGUGCAUUACGUGGACUCAUUAAAAGCAUGCUGCGGAAAAAUCCAGAACUUAGACCAAGUGCUGCAGAGUUGCUCACUCAUCCACAUCUUCAAUCUUACAUCCUUAAGAUUCAUCUAAAACUGAAUAGCCCUAGACAGAAUACUUUCCCGGUCCGAUGGUCUGAUUCGAACUACGUAAAGAGAACAAGAUUUGUGGAGUCAGAAACAAUUUCAGUUCAUUCAGUUAAAGAGAAGAGUAUGUCAUUCAGCAAUGACAGGACUCUGAAUCCUAGUAUAUCUGAAACUGAACAGGACUCCAUGUUUUCUUCUCAAACAGCACAGGAAUUCCCAAGCUUGAAUCAAAAGUUAGCAGAUUUAUCAGUUGGCUGUGUCUACGAAGAAUAUGAUAUUGACACAUCAACAACCACCAAGUUUUCAAGUGUUGCCAAGACCCAAAGGUUGACACCAAGAAAGGUUUCUGCUACAUCAAAAAGACAGACAACACCAUCGAAGAUAUACCACAUUGUUUCAAAACAUGACCCGCUUCCGAUGUCACAAACUCCAGUGACAUCUUCUCAGCCGACACGAAGAGCCUCUCUUCCAUUGCCAGCAAGACCUACAGCGUUGGAAAACCCUUAUAGAGCCAAUGUUGGUCUGUUUCGCAGCAUGGAGUCUCCAGAUGUCUCUGUGAAUGCCCCACGGAUUGACAAGAUUGCUGAAUUCCCCUUAGCUUCUUCUGAAGAUCCCCUCUUUACAAUCCAUCAAGAGUCAUCAACAUCUGCACAAUGCUCUUCUAACUCGCCAGAAAGAGGUGACCGCUCAAUCACCAAGGACAAGUGUACAGUCCAAGUUGUGGAUAGAACCUUUGCCAGGCCCAGUUUCACUGAUGCCAGCCAUGGAGCUACAGGAAAUGGUAGCGAUUGCUCUGAGCAUAAUCCAACAACUGGCAUUUCAAGUCGUUCAUCUUCCGAGUCACAACAGCGUCGGUUUGACACCUCAUCGUACCAGCAGCGUGCGGAGGCAUUGGAAGGGUUGCUCGAGUUCAGCGCACGGCUCUUACAACAAGAAAGGUUCGAGGAGCUUGGUGUGUUGUUGAAGCCAUUUGGACCCGAGAAAGUUUCUUCCAGGGAAACUGCAAUAUGGUUGACCAAGAGCUUCAAGGAGGCAGCAGUUUAACUGGUAUACUGGUGCCAUUAGAUUUUCGCAAGUGUACAUUCGCAUUGUUUUUUCUUUAUAUUUGAUAUUUGAAAACUGAAAGAGUAGCUGAAAAGUCUUCAUCUUGAAGGCUGCAAGCGCAGGCUGAUAACAACUGAGCUCUUCUCUUAUUCUCCCCAGAAUAAGAGCUGAAAAGUGUUUUCCUUUCUUUUAUUAUGAAAACCAAAGGAGGGAUGGGGACAUGGGCAUCAACAAUCAGUUCAAUUAAAGCUAAUUUGGUUACACACAA